Molecule: messenger RNA, 699 nt
Organism: Morchella importuna
Lineage: Eukaryota; Fungi; Ascomycota; Pezizomycetes; Pezizales; Morchellaceae
Exons: 2
Coding region: 1-699 (232 amino acids)
Source: RefSeq, a predicted model, not a curated record
AUGAAUUCCGCCAUAACACCUCCACCAGCGCUUUCUCUAACGCAAAUGACGCCCGAGAAAAAGUAUUGCCCCAGGCAUCCCAUUGGGGCGCAGUCCGAAUCUGCCCUCUUCAGCUUCCUGGAAGUGUACCCACUUUUGGUUUCGGUAGUAGGACAGCUAGAGCAGGCCGAGCUUCUUAACUUGAUUCUUACUUGUAAGACUGUCUCUGCUCUUGUAGCCUGCAAUAAAGCUGCGCUCAAGAACAUGCAAAAGCAAGCUAUCCAGACCUCGACAGAGAGAUGCAAGUUCUGCCAUGGUCUAUUACUAUGCUGCGUUAGCUGCCGUCUUGAGUUCCAUCAAGGGUCCGUAACCCACGUCGAGCAAGUUCACGAGACAGCCAAAAGAACAAUCCGCAUCUGUCUGAAAUGCAACCCAAAACUCCCAGAAACCACUACUAGCGACUGUUGCAAAUGUGACAAGAGCACAAAGUGCAGAUUCAUCUGUAAAGAUUGUACCAAAAAAGAACGAAAGCAGCGCACUAAUGCCAAAGAGCCAUAUCUGAUACAUAUUACGAGCGACGAAAAUAAGCCACGCUCGAGGUUUAGAUGCGGCGUUUGCUCGAAGUUCCUCCCAGCAAAAGGGAAGGAUGACGGACUUACCGAGGUCUGCAGAUGGUGUGGGAAGGUUGCAAAUUAUUGCCCGAAAAAUCUCUGUCCUUGA